GAGAAACGUGCCAAGGAGAAAGGAGCAGAGGAAGUGUUGCCUAGAUACAGCAGAGAUUUCCCCAUUGAGUGCAGACGAUGGAGAAGUACGAAAAAAUAAAAGUAGUUGGACGAGGCGCAUUUGGAAUAGUACACCUUUGUCGACGUCGCAGUGAUGGGGCCCUUGUAAUCCUGAAGGAGAUUCCAGUUGAGCAGAUGACGCGGGACGAACGUCUGGCCGCUCAGAACGAGUGCCAAGUUCUCAAAUUACUCAACCACCCUAACAUCAUUGAGUACUAUGAGAAUUUUCUCGAAGACAAGGCGCUCAUGAUAGCAAUGGAAUAUGCGCCAGGUGGGACAUUAGCUGAUUACAUCCAGAAACGCUGCAACUCCCUGUUGGACGAGGACACCAUCCUGCACUUCUUUGUGCAGAUCCUGCUGGCUCUCUACCAUGUGCACAACAAACUCAUUCUGCACCGGGACCUGAAGACCCAAAACAUCCUGCUGGACAAACACCAGAUGAUCGUCAAAAUUGGGGACUUCGGGAUCUCCAAAAUCCUUGUCAGCAAGAGCAAGGCUUACACUGUGGUGGGGACGCCAUGCUAUAUAUCUCCCGAGCUGUGUGAAGGCAAGCCUUACAACCAAAAGAGUGACAUCUGGGCCCUGGGCUGUGUCCUUUAUGAAUUGGCCAGCCUCAAGAGAGCUUUUGAGGCAGCGAACCUGCCUGCCCUGGUUCUGAAGAUCAUGAGUGGGACUUUUGCCCCAAUAUCGGACCGCUACAGCCCUGAGCUCCGGCAGCUCAUCCUCAACAUGCUGAACCUGGACCCGUCCAAGCGGCCGCAGCUCAACGAGAUCAUGGCCCACCCCAUCUGCAUUCGGCCGCUGCUCAACCUCCACACCGACGUGGGCAAUGUGAAAAUGCGCAGGAUCGAGAAGCAGCUGUCUACUGUUCAGCCAGGUGCUCACGGCAGACCAGGGGGGCGUGUGGCUGGCACCCGAACGCGGGAUGGCCUGACAGGCCUUGGCCCCAGUAAGAUGAUGCACUCUCUUCCACAGUCGUCAGUGUACACGUGGGGCAGUGGCAUCUCCUCUCCGCUCCGGCUGCCCAUGCUCAACACAGAGGUCCUGCAGGUGUCCCUGGGCCGCACCCAGAAGAUGGGAGUCACCAAAUCAGGCCGCCUCCUCACCUGGGAGUCCCCCUCUCUGGGGUUAGGUGAGCCCAGCCUGCCUGGUGCUGUGGAUCACAUGCAGCCGAUGUUCAUCUCUCGCUUCCUGGAGGGCCAGUCUGGUGUCACCAUCAAAUCUGCGUCCUGUGGAGACCUCUUCACUGCCUGUCUGACCGACCGUGGCAUCAUCAUGACAUUUGGCAGUGGCAGCAAUGGAUGCCUGGGGCACGGUAGUUUCAACGAUGUGACGCAGCCUAAGAUAGUGGAGGCUCUGCUGGGCUACGAACUGGUUCAGGUCUCCUGCGGGGCCUCCCACAUUCUGGCCGUGACCAAUGAGGGAGAGGUAUUCUCCUGGGGCCGUGGCGAUAAUGGUCGCCUGGGGCUGGGCAACCAAGACUCCCACAAUUCCCCACAGCAGGUGAGUGUGGCGGCCGACUUCGAGGCCCAGAACGUGCUCUGCGGGGUGGACUGCUCCAUGAUCAUCAGCACCCAGCAGCAGAUUCUCUCUUGCGGGAGCAACAGGUUCAACAAGCUGGGGCUAGACCGAAUAGUCGGAACAGACGAGCCUCUCCCUCAGGAUCAGGUGGAAGAGGUCCAAACAUUCUGUCCCAUCCAAUCAGCUCCUCUGAAUGUGGAGAAGAUUGUGUACAUUGAUAUAGGAACGUCCCAUUCUGCUGCAGUCACGGAGAAGGGCCAGUGUUUGACGUUUGGCAGUAACCAGCACGGCCAGCUGGGUUACAGCUCUCGGCGCAGCAGCAGAGUGCCGUACCCGGCGCCCAGGCUUCAGGGCAUCACCAAGGCGGCCUGCGGAGAUGCAUUCACCGUUGCCAUCGGAGCUGACGGGGAGGUCUACACCUGGGGGAAGGGAGCUCGCGGUCGCCUGGGCAGGAAAGAGGAGGAUUCUGGGAUACCAAAGGCGGUUCAGCUCGACGAGACCCAUCCAUUCACCAUCACCUCGGUGGCUUGUUGUCAUGGCAACACCCUCCUGGCGGUGAAACCUCUGUUUGAGGAGUCGGUACCAAAGUGACCCCUGUGAUUAUGAGGAAUCAACAGCACAGAAGACAAAUGCAGCGUGAAGGACAAAUGGACACGGAGAAUCUUGCUGCAUUUCGGAAAACACUUCAUACUUUGCGGUGUUAUGCCAUGGACCUGAUCAUGUUCAGAAAAUGGUCUCGUGUUCAGUGGAUGAAACUGAAAAAUGAAAAUACUGGUAUGAUGAGGACUAGUAUCUGUUGGGUGAACAGUGCUGUUGUAAAUAUGAGUUUCAAGCCUCAUCAAAUGAAGCGUGAUAGGUAAAUAAUGGCUUUUCUCGAAGAGGAAAUGGGUGAUUGUCUCUCAAACAGGGUUGCCUUUUUAGGCUCCCCUCCCAGGAAGAGAAACAGGCUGGACUGGUGUAAGCAUGGCAGGAAGGGAGUUUCAACACAACAUGCUUUUUAUUACUGCCAAAGUUUGUCAUGGUCCAAAAAGACUUUUCCAACUUUUCAUGUGCAAAUCGUCAGGCACUGAUAUUUGUUGCAGUAUAAAACUUACUAUGAACUAAGUGACCUAUUCAAUGAUAAUGGUGCCAUUCUGUUUCGAGUAAUAAGGCCACCCCCUUCCAAAGUUGAGUACACAGAUUUCUAGAUGUCAUACUGAACUAAUAUAUGAAUGCCUGAGUGGCAACAGUAUUAUGCAAUGUUUCAUACCAAAGCAUUGCCAAAACAACUAAUGGACACUUGCUAUGCAGAGUGCAUUAUUCAUCAUGACAAAUGUAUGUAUAUUCCACAUGACGCAAUUUCAUCCAUAUAUGUGUUCGAAUUAUAGUUAAUUUAUGAACAAAGCAGGUACUUUUUUGUUUAUCUCAUUGUUCUGGCCAUUCAGUGUAAAGUCAUUUAAUUGAUAGCCUUAUGCUCCUAUUUUAGGACUAUCCUAAGCAGAUAAUCAGUCUCACUCUCAUAGUCGGGGAAGGAGCAAACAUAUUUAAUUUUAGUAGGCUUAUGUCCUUCUGGCCUCUAGGGGAAUUGCUACAUUUUGGAAUAAUGGCACUCAUUUAUUUUGAUGAGUGAGCUUAUAUUACGCCAAUAUGCCAUGGAAAAAUCCCCAAGUUAGGCAUGUUGGCAAAGGGGGACAACAUUCAGGGAUUUCAACAUCAUUUUGUAAUAAGGAGAACAUGACUUUGAUCAUCGUGAAUUGUAGUAACCUUCUCUUGGAAGUAGUGUUGAAGGAUAUAACAGAAAAAGAGGUUUUAACGUGUGUUUUUCCCUAUCUGCUGCUACCACGUUAUUGUGCCACAAGCAUAAGAUGCCAUCAUUUUUUUGAUGAUGUAAUGUCUGAGCAAUACCAAUGGGGUUGCAUUGCAUCUCCUUCGUGAUCCAUUGACGCUUUUCAUCGUAAAAUAUGACAUAAUCGUGUUGCAUGUCUUUUUAUGUUUUAGGCUAUAUGUUUAAUAAAAACGAAAUUGUAUUCAAAAUAUAUCUAAAUAAAAUGAAAUCAAUAUUGAUGAUCCAGUGUGUCGAUAUCGC
Clupea harengus (Atlantic herring) is the source of this 3645-nucleotide messenger RNA. RefSeq names its product NIMA-related kinase 8 (gene nek8). Gene Ontology annotation, molecular function: protein kinase activity; ATP binding. Lineage: Eukaryota; Metazoa; Chordata; Actinopteri; Clupeiformes; Clupeidae. Gene Ontology annotation, cellular component: cilium. The record is from RefSeq and is a predicted model, not a curated record. Gene Ontology annotation, biological process: protein phosphorylation; animal organ morphogenesis.